Messenger RNA from Colletotrichum destructivum, 3172 nucleotides. RefSeq lists its product as uncharacterized. NCBI's taxonomy places the organism in Eukaryota, Fungi, Ascomycota, Sordariomycetes, Glomerellales, Glomerellaceae. The transcript is spliced from 7 exons. Bases 221 to 2602 code for a protein of 793 amino acids. The record is from RefSeq and is a predicted model, not a curated record.
GUGCCAUUAUGUGGUAUUGGCUCUCGUGAGACCGUAGCUCCCCCACCCCCUCCCCCGGUGAGGCGCAAUUUUCAACGCUCCCCUCGUGUUUCGCUGUGCCUGCUUGUUCAUUCCUGCUUUACUGCUUGUCUCUGCCGUCUACCUCAUACAUGCCACAGAUCGUGGUACUUGGUCCUGCUACUAGGCUUUGUCCAACACACCCUCUCUUAUUGCAUCAACCAUGAAUAAUAAUCCCAGAAAGCGCCGGGUUACCUGCCCCAAGGACAACUCUCUCCCAGUGACGGGAUCUCAGCAGGGCCCGACAUUUUCUUCAAUCGUCUACUCUGAUUUCUCUAAUCUCCCACCCGACACUCAAUAUCUCCUCUCGCAGGCUGCGUCACUCUACGAUCUUUCUGGACCUCGACUUCACCAACUGCUCUCGCAUAACUUGUUGCAAAGUCAAUACAACCCCAAAAGGCAAAGGUUCAUGGAAUCUUACCACAUGUCGUCUCAAUACCAAGACGACCCCCUUUCUCCAGGCUUCGAGGAAAAGUCUCAAGCAGUCGGACAGCACAGCCAUCAUGUCCUCGACGGCGUUGGUCCGCAGCAAUUGCCAUCGGGGUUUCCAGUUCCUGGCCUUAACGGACUCGCCGAAGAAUUGCAGACCAUGGCGCUGGUAGUGUGCCGGAGCUGCUUGAGUUGCGGCAUUUCCAAUGGUGUCUACGAGCCUCUCUCUGGGAGCGAGACCAAUGCCUACAGCUACGGCACCAGGAUCGACAGACCGUACGAGGGUGAGAAGCCACCUUCAGCACAGGUUUCUCAGCCAGCCAUCUAUGUCCCUACUACCAACGCCCCCAACGUGCCAAAUCAUUUUCCCGUCACAGAGCCUGUAAUGAUAAGCACAUACGUGCCACACUAUCAACCUCUUCAAGACAGUUCGAAUCACGCCAUGACUCCGCAGAACUCAGGACAUGACACCAUAGUAUACCCGACCGAUGUACCAGCGGCAGUCUACUACCCCGAAACAUCCGGUGUUCCUAUUGGUGAUGCGAUCAGCUUUCCCAACCUGAACACCAGUGACCAUCAUCUCUCUACGGGGGAAGGUCUGUCAGACCCAUACGGCGAUAACUUGAUGGACAUGGCUGUGUCUUCUACGUUGCAUCAGCAAUCUUCCAUACCUGCUAGGACGGCCGGCUUCGCAAUGCCUCCCGCCUAUGCCACGUCUUGUGUCAAGACCGAGGAAGUGGACAUGUCGGCCCAUUGCAAUAGCCUCGACGUUGUGUUCCCUCACCAGCGACCGCCAGCUUCCAAGCGUGGCCCUUUCAAAGACCAGAAGGCGCGGGAAGAGACGGCUGCAACGAGGAAGAAUGGAUCUUGCAUCCGUUGUAAGAUGCAACGAGUUCGUUGUAAAACUGACCCAGAGGACCCCAAGGGUCCAUGCGUUGGAUGCAAACCCAAAUCAUCCAAUAACCACCAGAAACAACUUUUUCGGCAGCCCUGUGUGCGUCGCAAAAUUACAGAAUGCAAUUUCUUUAAACGUGGUCAGGCACCUGGCUACGAAUGGACACGGCGUUGGGGCAACGGCAUCGUAGAUAACAUCAACAACUGGGCAUCCAGUGAGGUGAAGACAAUCCGCUUGUGGGAAGGAUACACACCGGUCGACAUGUGCGUACAACUCCACGUGCGGGAAUUCAUUCCCCAACCUGGAGACAAACUGGAUCGCACUUGGGUCGCCAAAGGCGUGAGGAAGUCGGUGGCAAUUCCCACAUAUGCCAUCACGAACCUUGACGAAGCCCAGGCAGCUUACGAAGACUACAUCAAGAGGGGAGUUGUUGGCUGCUUCAAAUCGGUCAUUGAGAGUGUGAUGGGUGUCCGGAUGGGUGUUCAGGAUCAGCUGAUCUACAACACCUAUCUCAAGGCGUGGGAACUGUCACAGGACACCAACACGCCACCGGAUGAACGGGACCUUCUGCUGCAAACACUGGAGCUCUGGAUGGCGGUACGAUUGACGACUAAAUCGAUCGAGAUCGUGGGUGAUGAGACGCUUGGCAUGAGCCGCGAUAUACUUGACAGCAGCAGCCCGCAACACGGAUGCAUUCCUCUUCCGCCAGUAAUGGGGGCUCAGUUAGACUUGGUUCUCAUUCAACAUAUACAGACCAGGCUUCGACGGGAAAUGCUGGAGAAACUGCAGAAAAUGACACUUCAGAACAAGCAGAAGACGUGGCUGACGACAUACCUGGUAACUUUCAUGUUGCUGCACAACAUCGCACUCGUUACGGACCAUGAUGCCUCGUACGCCCAAAAGCAUGGCAUGGGAAAAAAGUUCGCCCGAGAGUCGGACGUUCAAGAAUAUCACCUAGGCGGCACGAUUCUCCUAGCGUAUUUCCACUACUGCAACAAGGGAAUCUACCCGUUUUCCGAAGAGUGCAAAGACCAAGAUCUACGGACGUUGGCGCAGCUGGAUGAAGACGCGAUGCAAUUUAUCCACUGGACACGGUCACAGGCCAUGGCUCAUAAGCAUGAAUGGGAAGAGGUUCAGCAGGCCAAUCAGUAUGAGCAACCAUACUUUUUUGUUAGCCAGCUAUUCCAGCGAGAUUGGCAACCUCAAACGUGGGCAUAUUAAUCCAAGUCGAAGGUGGGCAGGAUGCGCGUGCAAAGACGUGAGAGAGAGGGGGAGCCGGCGACAUUGGGUUCUCAUCGUUUGAAUCAUUGUUUCUUUUUAGGGGGCAGGGAUGCACCAUUAGCGACGUGCACAGGCGCAAUGCGGGCAGGCCAAAAAGACAAGUCAUUGGCUUUGGAGGUUUGGCAUGGAAAGCGGAGUUCUAUUUGCCCGUCCCCUCUUGUUUGUUUAUUUUUCUUCUUCGUUUUACUCCUCCAAGCAGGUGGUCAGGUUUCCACUUGUUCUUUUUGUUCGACCGAGAUUCCCGAACUUUAUGUUCUAUAGGGGUUGUUUGAUUGACAGAGAAACACGAGAGCGCAUACUGACCGGUUUCCCUUCCUUUGCGGGACACACUAGCCGGCUUGUACUGAAGUCAAGGCGAAGAUGGGGCCGGAAGCUGGUGAUCAGGAUGGGGUGGUAAAGAUGGGCUUUGCCGUUGUCGUUGUCAUGGAUGGUGUUAUCGGUACUAAUUCUGUAAACCUUCUUUCGAUCACUUCGUCCGACCAUUCGGUCACCAUCCAUCCCGUGUACCGU